Molecule: messenger RNA, 3339 nt
Organism: Ictalurus furcatus (blue catfish)
Lineage: Eukaryota; Metazoa; Chordata; Actinopteri; Siluriformes; Ictaluridae
Gene: glrba
Product: glycine receptor, beta a
Exons: 11
Coding region: 9-1535 (508 amino acids)
Biological process (GO): regulation of membrane potential; signal transduction; nervous system process
Cellular component (GO): synapse; postsynaptic membrane; neuron projection
Molecular function (GO): transmembrane signaling receptor activity; neurotransmitter receptor activity; extracellularly glycine-gated chloride channel activity
Source: RefSeq, a predicted model, not a curated record
CGGACUUCAUGAGGUGUUCAGUCAUGGAUCUGAGGUCGUUGUUCUUGCUGCUGUUGCUGGUUCCUUUUUUCGCUGAGGGCGCUUCAAAAGAUGGAGGCAAACCCAAGAAAGGCAAGAAAGGCAAAAAACCAGUCGUCUGUCCUUCUCAGUUGUCAGCCGAGGACCUCGAUCGAGUUCCUGCCAAUUCAACCAGUAACAUCCUCAACCGCCUGCUCGUGACUUAUGACUCCCGAAUCCGCCCCAACUUCAAAGGCAUUCCAGUGGAGGAUAAGGUGAACAUUUUCAUCAACAGCUUUGGCUCAAUUCAAGAGACCACAAUGGAUUACCGCCUGAACAUUUUCCUGCGGCAGCGCUGGAACGACCCGAGGUUGCGUUUGCCGACAGACUUCAAGUCAGACGCGCUGACGGUGGACCCCAAAAUGUUCCAGUGCCUGUGGAAGCCUGAUCUGUUCUUCGCCAACGAGAAGAACGCCAACUUCCACGACGUGACACAGGAGAACAUCCUGCUGUUCAUCUUCCGCAACGGGGACGUGCUCAUCAGCAUGAGGUUGUCGGUGACUCUAUCGUGUCCCCUGGAUCUCACCCUUUUCCCCAUGGACACACAACUUUGCAAGAUGCAGCUAGAGAGCUACGGCUACACCACGAAGGACCUGGUGUUCAUGUGGCAGUCUGGUGACCCAGUUCAGAUGGACGAGAUUGCUUUGCCGCAGUUUGAUGUCAAACAAGAGGACAUCGCUUACAGGAACUGCACCAAAUUCUACUCUGGAACAGGUUAUUACACGUGUGUGGAGGUGAUAUUCACUCUCAGGAGGCAGGUCGGCUUCUACCUGAUGGGCGUCUACGCUCCCACGCUCCUCAUCGUGGUCCUGUCAUGGCUGUCUUUCUGGAUUAACCCCGAUGCCAGCGCAGCCCGCGUUCCUUUAGGUAUUCUGUCUGUCCUGUCACUCACCAACGAAUGCACGUCUCUGGCGUCUGAACUGCCGAAAGUCUCCUACAUGAAGGCCAUCGAUAUCUGGAUGAUCGCCUGCCUGCUCUUCGGCUUCGCCUCUCUGGUGGAAUAUGCUGUGGUUCAGGUGAUGCUGAACAGCCCCAAGCAGAUAGAGGCGGAGAAGGUGAGGAUGGCGCAGAAGGAGAAGGAGAAAGAAAAAGAGGAGAAGGAGAAGGAAGCGAAGGCGACGUCCAAGGCCAACUCCAUCAACGGCACCGGAGGAACCCCGAUCCACGUUAACACGCUGCAGGUGGUUGAAACCCGCUGUAAGAAGGUGUGCACCUCCAAAUCGGACCUGCGCUCCAACGACUUCAGUAUCGUCGGUUCUCUGCCCCGCGACUUCGAGCUCUCCAACUUCGACUGCUACGGGAAGCCCAUCGAGUCCACGAACGCGCUGCUCAAAUCACAGAACAAGAACGCUAAGAAGCCGGCGCCGCCAAAACCCGUCAUCCCGUCCGCCGCCAAGCGCGUCGACCUGUACGCCCGUGCCCUCUUCCCGUUCUCCUUCCUCUUUUUCAACGUUAUCUACUGGUCCGUUUACCUGUGAGAGUGUGUGUGUGUGAGUGUGUGUGUGUGUGUGAUUUUGAGCAUGCAUGACUGCCAGGACAAGGUUUCCAGCAUGCACCAAGUAAUUGAGACUCCCAGUAUUUGCCAUUUCCACCUGAUACUGAAACUGAAGACUCAUACAUACAGGUAUGUAGGGAUUGUCGAUCUGGCAACAAUAUCUCAUCCAAAUUAGACUCGAGUCAUAUUGAUUUAUUAUUAUUUUUUGAUUACGAAAAACACGAUAAACGCUUCAAAAUCCCCCCAAAAACAUAGAAAAAUCUGCCGAGUCGGGAGCUGCUUGUUGGCAGUGGCAAGUGAUUCUACACUAAUGCGUAGUAAACAGGUAACAAUUUUUUUUACCUUGACAUAACGAGAGGGCCCCCGGUCACGAGCGUAAGACGGAGGAAGGAGGCGGGGCUUCCGGUUCAUAUCCAAGAGUCCAAAACGCCUGCGUGAAUCGAUCCAGAUUCAUACGUCGUGUAGCUCAUCUCUCGUUUUUAUUGAGGGGAAGGAAAAUCCUCUUUUGGUGAAUGUUUGAGUGAGAACUUGCUCACGUACUCGCAUACUUGUUACUCGUUACAUUUUCAUCACUCCUAUUCUAAACCCGUAAAGGUCGGUGGUAAUAAAAUAUAAUCAGAGUAACAUCACUGGAUAUCAGGCAGUGUAAUUACGUAUAAAUUAUUAUACAUAUAUAUAUAUAUAAAAUAACCUUCAUACAUGCAGAUGUUUUUAUUUUAUUACAGAGCACUGUAUUGUGAUGUCCAAAAUUAUUGGCACCCUCAAUAAAUACCCAAAAAAAGUGACCAAAAUGGAUAUUUAGUGUCGCUGAGGAUUGCUAACUAAUCAGAAACCCUUAAAUGUUGUGAAAUAGUACAAAUCAGAAGUUAGUUUUAUUUAUUUAUUUUCUACAAAAAAAAAAAAUAAAACAGUACAGAAAAUGAUUUAUCAAAGUACAUGAUGAAAAAUGUCUCAACCCUUUACUGCAUGAUGUUGCCAUACGGCAACAAUUAACAAAAAUCUUCAACUUUUUUCACAGGCAAUAAUAUAAAUUUUUUUUUUUUUGUAGGGAGCGUAUAGUCUGGAAAAUGCAGUAAUUGGAAUUGUACUAGUUUCGACUAUACGGUAUGAUACUUUCCACCAUUGCACAUUGUUGCCGUACGGCAACAAUUUACCAACUACCCUCCUCCGGACAUUUUUUAAUAUACAUUUAUUACGUGAGCUAAUUCAAGUGAUAAAAAUCCGUAAAAUUUAAAUUUUUUUUAAUGUAAAUGUGAUAAUUCGUGCAGUCGAGGGUUAAGAGAAUUUAACGUCCAGUCAGCUACAAAUGGUUGGUCGUACCAUGGUGAUAUAGAACCAAAAUACAUCCAGAAAAAUGUAUCAUGUUAUCAUAUCAGUCACUUCCAGGCGUCAAUGCUGGUCAUUUGUACCAUUAAGAAAACCCCCAAAUGAUUUGUUUACAUAUUACAGCCUCUUUUUUGAGUGCAUGACUUUGCAAAGUUGAAUAUUCCGAGUGGAAAGCCCAGACUCGUUAACCAGCUUCUCUACAUCGAGACCAUUUUACAUCUGUGUGUGUGUGUGUGUGUGUGUGGACCCUUUUUCAGCACCUGUGUACUGACCCGAAUUUAUUCGAAACAAUGCUACCCCAUAUACUAAAAUGCAGACUGGGCAUUUCCGUGGCUUAUUAUUAACUCGAGGUUUUCUCUGCUCAGCUGGUUAUGUUCUGCAUGUUCCCAGAAGACCGCGUGUUUUGUACGAGUGUGUGUAAAAUGGGGACGCUGUUAUAAUAAAGAGCUUCGUUCAUCACC